AUGAACUUCUUCAAGACGAAGCCGCGCACGCCGCCAGACCUCGUUCGCGGACUGCGCGAUGCUGUACCUCGCCUUGAGGCAAGCGCGCCGGGCGGGGAGUCGAGGAGAAAGAACUUGCAGCAGAUCAAGGGCAUCCUCAUAGGGGACGGUGACCCGCUGCCUGAACUCGUCGCCCAGCUCGCGCAAGAGACCUACAACACCGACUUGCUACAUGUACUCGUGCAGAACAUGGGCCGGCUCGAGUUUGAGUCGCGCAAGGACGUCGUCCAGAUCUUCAACCACCUUCUCCGCCGGCAGAUCGGCACGCGGUUCCCGACCGUCGAAUACCUGGUGUCGAAGCCGGACAUCCUGUUCGCGACACUCGCAGGUUACGAGAACGAGGAGAUCGCACUGAACACUGGGAUGAUUCUGAAGGAGAUGUUGCGGCACGAGCAGCUGUGCAAGAUCUUGCUAUACUCUGACCAAUUUUACAAGUUCCCGCACUACAUCGAGACGACUACAUUCGGCAUCUCCUGCGACGCGUUCGCGAACCUCAAGGAGACGCUCACGCGCCACAAACCCAUGGUCGCGGAAUACCUCGAUAAGAACUACGAUCGGUUCUUCUCCUCCUUCACCACCCUCAUCCUCUCAAACAACUAUGUCACGAAGCGUCAGUCACUCAAGCUGCUCGGCGAGAUCCUGCUCGACCGCGCGAACUUCAACGUGAUGACGCGCUAUAUCGCGAACGAGGCGAACCUCAAGAUGAUGAUGAACCUGCUCAGGGAUAAGAGCAAGAACAUACAGUUCGAAGCCUUUCAUGUAUUCAAGGUCUUCGUGGCCAACCCCAAGAAGCCGCCGCAAAUCGAGGCUAUUCUGCGGAGAAACAAGGAGAAGCUCCUUGUGUUCUUGCGCAACUUCCACAACGACAAGGAGGACGAGCAGUUCAGCGACGAGAAGCAGUUCCUCAUUGUACAAAUACAAAGCCUGUAG
Messenger RNA from Schizophyllum commune H4-8, 969 nucleotides. RefSeq names its product Mo25-like protein. The transcript has 7 exons. Bases 1 to 969 code for a protein of 322 amino acids. Lineage: Eukaryota; Fungi; Basidiomycota; Agaricomycetes; Agaricales; Schizophyllaceae. The record is from RefSeq and is a predicted model, not a curated record. Gene Ontology annotation, molecular function: protein serine/threonine kinase activator activity. Gene Ontology annotation, biological process: intracellular signal transduction.